This is a messenger RNA of Agrilus planipennis (emerald ash borer), 419 nucleotides long. RefSeq names its product probable prefoldin subunit 4. Lineage: Eukaryota; Metazoa; Arthropoda; Insecta; Coleoptera; Buprestidae. The transcript is spliced from 3 exons. The record is from RefSeq and is a predicted model, not a curated record. Gene Ontology annotation, biological process: protein folding. The coding region runs from base 1 to 312 and encodes 103 amino acids. Gene Ontology annotation, cellular component: cytoplasm; prefoldin complex.
AUGGCCUUUACCGUAGCAGGCCACUGCUGCAUCGAACGACCAAACGAUUUGAAGAGUUUGGAAGAUGCUGUUGAAGAAAUAGCACUAUUAGAUGAUGACGAAAAAAUUGCAUAUUUAAUAGGAGAAGUCUUUAUAUAUCAGAACACCGAAAAGACACAGAACUGCUUGGAUGAUGCCAAAAAAGAUAUAGAAAAGGAAAUUAAAGACUUAACCAGUGAAUCUGUUGGGGUUACGGAAUUGAUGAGUGAUUUAAAGACCCAUUUGUAUGGAAAGUUUGGUAGCAGCAUUAAUUUAGAAGCAGACGAAGAAUAAUAAAAUGUAGAGUUGUAGCGCUUCGUUAAACUAAUUUGUUAACAAUUUUUUUGUAACAGCAUUUAAUUGCUUCAUAUUUAAAUUAAAUAUUCUACUGAUUUUAUUUA